GAGGAGGGAGCACGUGCGAGGACUGGCAGCCGGGCCUGAGGGUCGGGGGUCAUGGAGCCGUUCGGCUGGUACCCGCCGUCCGGGGCCUGGGCGCCCUGGGCGCCUCCUCCUCCUCCUCCUCAUCAUCCUCCUCCUCAUCCUCCUCCUCCUGCUCCUCCUCGUCCUCCCGCCUGGGCCUUCCAGCCGGCCAGGGACUGGUCGUGGCCCCCCCGCCCCCCGCCAGGUGGACAGUGUCAUUUUCCCAAACAGCAGCAAAGGGAUGAAAUGGUGAACGUGGGUUUUAAAAAUCACCCAGGAGGAAAACCAAAACAAAAGAAAAGAAAGGAGCCAGUUUUUACCCAUUACUGUGAUACGUGUGAUCGUGGUUUUAAAAAUCAGGAUAAGUACGAUGAGCAUGUCUCGCAACACACAACGUGCACCGUCGAUGGUUGUAAUUUUAUGGCACAUGAAAAGGUGGUUCAGAUUCAUUGGAGAAAUACUCACGCCCCUGGAACCAAGAGGAUAAAGUUAGAUACUCCAGAGGAGAUUGCAAAAUGGAGGGAAGAGAGGAGAAAGAAUUUCCCGACGAUGGCCAACAUUGAGAAGAAAAAAGCAUUACAGCUGGACAGAGAGCAGAGAGGAGAAGUGUUAACCACCACCCAGUUUGGGAAGAUGAAGGGGAUGUGGCGACCGCCCCAAAACCAAGAGGCCAGAAACCGAAAUGGGAAAUUCAAGAAGAGGCAACAUGCGCGUCGAGGUGGCGGUGGGCCCGCGGCAGGCGAAGCUGCGACCCCGGCCGUCCCCGGGGCGGGGAGGCCCGCCGGCCCGGACAGGACAGGAGGGGCCCUCGGAGCAGACGCGGAGGUGUACGGCAAGGACGUGGACCCCUUGGGGGUGUUGGCUAACAGUGACGCCGAGUCGGACAAGGAGGAGAAGCCAGACGACACCAUCAUCCCCAAGGAAGUGACCUCAGCCCUAGGGUCCCUGAUGGCCAGCUACGGCAGCGCCUCCGAAUCAGACAGCGAGCCCGAGGAAACGCCCAUCAAGACAGAAGCUUGUGGUCCAGGAGAAAAUCAGACCUUCAGCCACAUCCCACAGAGCCAGGAACCGGGGAGCGGGGAGUCUGCUAGAAACGGCCCCAGAGCUCAGCCGGAAAGCCGAAAGAAAAGCUGCGGCCCGAGGAGUCACGGGAAGCGGAAGGGCCCCAACCGGAAAACACCGGGCCCCGAGCCUCGCCGGCGCCGUCCGAUGCUGCUGGAAAUGCUCUUAGCAAAGGACAUCCGGCAUGAAAGAAAUGUGAUUCUACAGUGUGUCCGAUACAUCACCCAAAAUGACUUCUUUGAGCUUCCCUCCAAGCCGGGGCCUCCCGGCAAAACCGAGAGCGGACAAGCCGCCGAUGCUACCACGCGCCCGGCAACGGGUGACGCCGAGGGAGAAAUUGGCGCCCGGGGACCUGACCUGCAUCUGGUAGCCGCCGAAUCUCCGCACUCAGCCGACAGCUGAUCCACAGUCAGAUUCCGUUAGAACGUUUGGAGCCGAGCUUCCUGAGUUGCGGGAAUGUUUGAUGACUCUGUGUACCGUCCAGUUGCACAAGGGAGUGGAAUGAAGAACUGCAGAAAUGCUCAUGGGAACAGAAGAUUUGACGUUUAGGGAGGAGGAGAAGAGUCAAGUGGCAAACGUCGCUAAGCACGACCUGGUGGUUCAGAAAAUUAAAACAAAGGGUUGAGGAGAGGAAUCGAUUCCACCUCCCUCAAGUGGGAAACUAGGGGAACGGUGGGGAUGAAAUUGAGGAAGGAAAGAAGUCUUGCUAGUCAACCUGAUUUUCUUCGAGAAGGAAAUAACUUCUCAUGGGUUAAAUGUGUCAGUGUUAGCCGCCAGUACCAAUAGAACAAUACUGCAGCUCAGUGAAGGGAACACACUGUUGAAAUCCUAUGUAGACGUGAUAGAGGUUUUGCUGCAGAUUGAACCGAAAUGCAGAGUUCGGCAUUGGACUGUUGUUUUUUUUCCUGGUGAAAAAGCAUGUAAGAUGUGGUAUUUAAUGAGGUUCAACUCAUUUUUUUUCCGCAAACGCGGAAAAUAACGUAAGCUUCCCCCACUCCGAGUUGCAAUUGAUUCACUCCCCGUGAAGGCAGUCAUUUUUUUCCUUUAAAAAAAAUGUAUUGUACAAAUAAAAACCACCUUGUCCCCCA
Molecule: messenger RNA, 2168 nt
Organism: Ornithorhynchus anatinus (platypus)
Lineage: Eukaryota; Metazoa; Chordata; Mammalia; Monotremata; Ornithorhynchidae
Gene: NUFIP1
Product: nuclear FMR1 interacting protein 1
Exons: 10
Coding region: 52-1482 (476 amino acids)
Biological process (GO): box C/D snoRNP assembly
Cellular component (GO): nucleus
Molecular function (GO): RNA binding
Source: RefSeq, a predicted model, not a curated record